CCAAAAACUGGUUUCGAAUACUCUCGACGUCCCUCUAUGAUCCCCUCCUUAAAACCGCUAAAACCCUGAUUUUAGGGUUUUCCAUUUUUGCUUCAACGUAACUCGAAUAUUUUCCCUCCAUUUCUCGCUAAACUUAGGCAAUUACUAUGUUGAUGUCAGUAGAACUACUUUAGCUGCAAUCUAUUGAGCGAAAUCUCCUGCUAGAUUAACUUACUCGAAGAUGCUAAUUCGAACGGCAAUUUUGGCGGCUUUCCUUCUUUUGAUGAUGGAGGGAAGGGCGUCGCUUUCGGCUUCUGGUCCUCACAUUGCUGAUGUUAACAUACUUUUGCCUCCAAAAAUGACGCAUCCUGUAGAGUACCGGCUUCAAGGAAGUGAUGGCUGCUUCAAAUGGUCAUGGGAUCAUCAUGAUAUUUUAUCUGUUCUACCUGAGUAUAACUUAACCAGCCACUGCUCAACGAGUGCUCGAUUGAGAUCGAUUGCUUCUUUCGGUGGUAGAAAGGAGACUGCAGUUUAUGCUGCUGAUGUACACUCAGGAAUCGUUAUUCGCUGCAAAGUUUUCAUUGACAACAUUUCCAGAAUUCAGAUAUUCCAUAAUUCUAUUAAACUGGAUUUGGAUGGUCUUGCUACUCUUCGCGUCCGUGCCUUUGAUAGUGAAGAUAACGUAUUCUCAUCAUUGGUGGGCCUGCAAUUCAUGUGGCAGCUGAUUCCUGAAACUGGUGAACUGCCCCACCACCUUGUUCAUGUUCCUCUUAAGGAGUCUCCCCUGAGUGAUUGUGGUGGACUAUGUGGUGACUUAAACAUCCAAAUAAAACUUGAAGAUAGUGGUGUAUUCUCAGAUUUGUAUGUGGUGAAAGGGGUUGGAAUUGGACAUGAAAAGGUUUCUGUGCAUUUGCUUGAGCCACAAUUCAAUUACCUGGCCGAUAAGAUUAUUUUAACAGUGGCAGAAGCAAUGUCACUUGAGCCUCCCUCACCUGUUUUUGUCCUCAUUGGUGCUGCUUUUCAUUACAGCCUUAAAGUUAUCCGUGGGAAUAUCCCACAAGUGGUAACUCUACCAUCUCCACAUCAUAAUUGGUCUGUUUUGAACACUUCUGUUGCUGAGGUGGGCUCAAAGAUAGGUUUUGUUCGUGCACUGUACUUAGGCGUAACCACUGUCAUUGUCGAAGAUACUAGAGUUGCUGGUCACAUGCAAAUGUCUUCGCUUAAUGUGGUUCUACCAGAUAGUUUACGCUUGUACAUAAUGCCAUUAUUGAAUUCCGGUGAUCCCGUGGAAGGAAUGAAAGCCUUCCCAUCUAAGGAAACUUGGCAUGUUGUUUCUGGGCGUCAAUAUCUUAUUCAAAUGAAGGUUUUCUCACGGGGACUUGAUGUGCAUGAAAUCUACAUUACAGAGAGUGAUGAUCUUAAGUUGCAUGACAAACAUUCUGGUCUUUGGACAACUUCCUUGCCAUUAGAGGAUAUUGAGGCCAAGUAUGGCUGGCACAAUUCUAGAAUACUGCAAGCAACUUCCCAGGGGCUGGGAGAGCUGACAGCUUCCUUAACUUAUUUUAGUGGACACCAGGAGACAAAGGAGGUUAUUGAGGUUGUGCAAGAAAUAAUCGUUUGUGACCAAGUGAAGUUUAGUUUGGAUAGAACAAGCGGUACAUCUCAGACUAUUCUCCUUCCUUGGGCCCCAGGUGUUUACCAGGAGGUGGAACUAAAGGCUACUGGAGGUUGUGGAGAAACAUCUAGUGAUUACGAAUGGCUUUCUUCAGAUGCGGCUAUUGUAUCAAUAUCUGCUUCAGGGGUUGUUCGAGCAAAGAGGCCUGGUAAAGCAACAGUCAGAGUCGUGUCUGCUUUUGAUUCAUUCAAUUAUGAUGAGGUGGUUGUUGAAGUUUCUAUUCCGUCAUCCAUGGUUAUGCUGCAAAACUUCCCUGUGGAGACUGUUGUAGGAUCACAUCUUCUUGCUGCUGUGACAAUGAAAGCAUUGAAUGGUGCCUUUUUCUAUCGUUGCGAUGCUUUCCAUUCAUUCAUGAAAUGGAAAGCUGGAAGUGAAUCUUUUGUUGUUGUCAAUGCAACAGAGGUGCCACCUGUUUUAGAAAAUCCAGGAAACGAUGAGCUGCCUGUUUUAGUUUAUGGUCCAUCAUGCUCAUGGACCUAUAUAUAUGCAUCUGCUCCUGGUCAGACCAUGCUGCAUGUGGUUCUGUCGAAAGAAUAUGACCACUAUGAUCAUUCAUUUCAUGGAACUGUUAUUUUGAAAGCAUCAUAUCGUAUUGCAGCAUAUCCACUGCUUGUUGUGCGUCAAGUAGGUGAUGGAAACCAAUUUGGUGGGUAUUGGUUUGAUUUGGCUCAUGUCGAAGCAAGUAAUCAACUGGAAAACCUGGAGAUGAUAUAUCUUGUCCCUGGAACAAGUUUAGAUAUUGUUCUUCUUGGAGGACCUGAACGCUGGGACAAAGGUGUUGAUUUCAUUGAAAAUGUGGAAGUAUUGGCUGACAAGCAUGCUUACACUGAGAAUGGGGUUCUUGUACGUCCAGUAUCUGAGGGAUAUCAGAGUGUGUAUAGAGUAUUGUGCCAAACACUGGGAGUAUUUAAAUUGGUUUUAAAACGUGGAAAUAUGGUUGGAGAUGACCACCCUCUGCCAGCAAUAGCAGAAGUUACUUUUUCUCUUACAUGUAGCAUUCCUUCUUCAAUUGCACUCAUAGUUGAUGAACCUGUUAACAGACAUGAAGCUAUAAGGACGGCAGCUCUUGCUGACCGCAGCACAGGGCAAAUCCAUGUCAGUCCCAUUACAGUGGCGAAUGGGCAAACUAUUCGGAUAGCUGCUGUUGGCCUUGAUGCUUCUGGAGAAGCUUUUGCAAACUCAUCUUCUCUUACUUUGAAAUGGGAAUUGACCAGCUGCGAAGGGCUAGCAUAUUGGGAUUAUGCAAAUGAAGCCAAGUGGUCUAAGUCAAGUUGGGAGAGGCUUUUGGUCUUGCAAAAUGAAUCAGGAGAGUGCAUAGUUCGAGCUGCUGCUGUUGGCUUACGUGAUAACGGAGAUAGUCAUUAUUUUACUCAGUUGCCAAUUUCAGGAAUGGCUCUUACAGAUGCUAUACGUUUACAGCUUGUUUCUAAAUUAAGAGUCAAUCCCGAGUUCAACUUGUUAUUUUUCAAUCCCACUGCUAAGGUAAAUCUUUCGAUUACUGGUGGAAGUUGUUUCUUGGAAGCUGCUGUGAAUGAUUCUCUUGUGGCAGAAGUUAUUCAAUCCCCACCAGGCUUGCAGUGCUCACAGUUGACAGUCUCUCCUAAAGGGUUGGGAACUGCACUUGUGACAGUUUAUGAUAUUGGGCUUGCUCCUACUAUUCAAGCUUCUUCAGUGGUCCAAGUAGCUGAAGUAGACUGGAUUAAGAUUGUGGCGGGAGAAGAAAUAAGCCUAAUGGAGGGACAGUCAACAUCCAUAGAUCUAAUGGCUGGGAUUAAUGAUGGACAUACUUUUGACUCUAAUCAGUAUGCUUACAUGAACAUUCAUGUGUGGAUUGAGGAUGAUAUAAUUCAACUUGUAGACGAAAAUGAUGCCCCAAAUGUUGGUGUUGGGUACAUAAAUGGACCGAGGUUCACAAUUUUUGCUAAGAAUCUUGGGAUCACAACUCUUUAUGUCAGUACCAAGCAGCUAUCAGGACAUGAAAUACUGAGCCAACCAAUAAAGCUAGAGGUCUAUGAACCAUUGAGAAUUCACCCACAUGAUAUAUUCUUGGCACCAGGUUCAUCUUAUGUGCUUACUGUGAAAGGAGGUCCAACUAUUGGUGUCUAUGUUGAGUUUUCUUCUUUGGAUGGUGGAACAGCAACUGUUGACAGAUCUUCUGGCCAAUUAUCUGCAAUUUCUCCUGGAAACACAACUAUCCUUUCCACAGUUUAUGGGAAUGGAAAUGUUGUGAUUUGUCAAGCAUAUGGCAAUGUUAGGGUUGGAGUUCCUUCUUCUGCAAUAUUGGAUGCACAGAGUGAACAACUUGAUGUUGGUAGUGACAUGCCAAUAUAUCCUUCAUUUCCCGAGGGUGAUCUAUUUGCCUUUUAUGAGCUCUGUAAAGCAUACAAGUGGACUAUAGAUGAUGAGAAGGUCUUGGACUUCUACAAGACUGAAGGCUUAAAUAGUAAAAGUAAUUGGUUCCAAUGGGACGAGGAAGAGCUUGGUUUUAUCAAAGUCUUGCAUGGAAGAUCUGCAGGCAGGACAACUGUUGCAGUCACAUUCUCAUGUGAUUUUGUUUCUACGUCUUACUCAGAGACCAGGCUUUAUAAUGCAUCUACAUCAUUAUUGGUUGUUCCUGAUCUUCCUCUUGCUCUUGGAGUUCCAAUAACAUGGGUUCUUCCCCCGCAUUACAUCACAUCUAGUAUUUUGCCUUUUUCUUUGGAAUCACAUGGCCAAUGGGAUGGCCAGAGUCGCAAAGGCACAAUUACCUAUUCUUUGUUAAGAAGUUGUGAAAAAAAUGAAGUUUGGCAAAAGGAUGCAAUUUCCAUAGAUGGGGAUAGAAUAAAAACAAUGGAGAGCAACAAUCUCGCAUGCAUACAGGCUAAGGAUCGAACCACAGGAAGGAUUGAGAUUGCUUCUUGUGUUAGGGUUGCAGAGGUAGCACAAAUAAGAAUAACAAGUCAAGAGUUUCCAUUCCAUGUAAUUCAUGUUGCUAUUGGCACUGAACUUCAUCUUCCCAUAAGAUAUUUUGAUGCUUUAGGAAAUCCCUUCUAUGAAGCACAUAAUGUUCACUAUCAUGCAGAAACUAACUAUCAUGAUAUUGUCUCCAUCGAUACAAAAAAUGGCAGUGGUACUCUCCAUCUGAAGGCAAUGCGACAUGGUAGAGCUCUUUUACGAGUAUCUUUCAACAGUAAUCCACAGAAGUCUGACUAUAUGCUGAUCUCUGUUGGUGCCCAUAUAUUUCCUCAAAAUGCCAUCCUACAUCAAGGAACUUCACUCGAUUUUGGUGUUGAAGGCAUUAAUGGUCAAGUCUCAGGCCGCUGGCUCAGUGCCAAUAAAAGUGUCAUAUCUGUAGAUAUGCCAUCAGGAAGAGCUGAAACAGUUGGGAUAGGUUCAACCCAAGUAUUUUUUGAAUCUCCAAAUACGAAGUUGGAAACAACAGUUACAGUGGUAUCAGGGAAUAUUGUUUCAGUUGAUGCCCCAAAACAGAUGCUAACAAAUGUUCCUCACCCAACAAAAGGAUAUACCUUCCCUGUGAAGCUAAGUGGCACUUACAAUAAGUUUGAUGCUGUUGGAAAUGCUAAAGAGAUAUCCUAUGAUUGUAAGGUUGAUCCUCCUUUUCUUGGGUAUGCAAAGCCAUGGGUGGAUGCUUCUAGUGGUAAUUCCUAUUGCCUCUUCUUGCCACACUCACCCGAGCAUUUGGUACGUUCAAUGCCAAGAUUGAAGGACAUGAGACCAUAUAUAUCUGUUUCUAUCAAUGCUUCACUGAGAGAAGCUAGCCACGUCUCUGGAUCUGCAUCUGCAGUUUUUAUUGGAGGAUUUUCAAUAUUGGAGAUGGACAAGAGUUUAAUGCAGUUGAAUCUGACGCCAGACUCCAACAAGACUAUCAUAACUGUUUUGGGUAAUACAGAUGUCGAUAUCCAAUGGCAAAACCAGGAUUUGAUAAAGAUCAGCCCCAUCCAUAAAGAAGAUUUUGGGAUUGGCGGUCGUGCUCAGUUUGAGGUGAAAAUGCUUAAAGCCAAGAGAUUGAAGGACAAAAUCAUCAUUUCACUUCCAGCCAACGGUCAGAGAGUAGAAAUAGAUGUUAAUUAUGAACCUGAAGCAGAAGCGGAGUCAAAAACGAUUUUUGGAGGCACCAAUUUUCCGAUCAUAGCUGUAUCUUUUAUCGCAGCGUUAGGAACAAUAUUUCUUGUCAAAAAUUUUGUUAGGACAUCUCACAGAAAUCGGCCAACUCAGCAGCAUACAUUCCCUAGCACUCCUGUUAGGGCACCUCUUACACCUGAGCGCAGUAGUCCAAUUCUGAAUGAACAGUCUCCUCGAACACCUCAACCAUUUGUAGAUUAUGUGAGGAGGACAAUAGACGAAACUCCAUACUACAAGCGAGAAGCUAGGAGGAGAAUUAAUCCACAGAAUACUUGCUAGUGACCAAAAUUUUGUAGACAAUGGGUAUUUGCGGUUUAACCCUCGGAAUUUUUAUCAAAAUUUUGUAGAUAAUGAGUGUCUUGCGAACUUUUGAUAUUGUACGUAAUAGAACACUUGAUAUUGUUUUUCCACAAAAAAAAAAAAAGGAAAUCAGUCAAACUUUCGAUGCAA
This is a messenger RNA of Jatropha curcas, 6226 nucleotides long. RefSeq names its product embryo defective 3012. The record is from RefSeq and is a predicted model, not a curated record. NCBI's taxonomy places the organism in Eukaryota, Viridiplantae, Streptophyta, Magnoliopsida, Malpighiales, Euphorbiaceae.